AUAUCACAAAAUCUUUGGUUAAUGCCCCUUACAUUAGGUAGCAAGAAGCGUGGUAGGCACGAGCCAUACGUCACAAUCACAACGUGGGGGUAAAAUCGGUGCAGAAGUACACAGCUCUAGGUACCUACUGCCCCACCCGCGUCGCUGCCCUGGCAACCGGCGCACCCCUGCAACAAUCCAAGUAAAUAAAGAGACACCCCCCGGUCCACUUCCCCAUUCUCCAGAUGCCUGUCUACGGCAUUCCAUAUCCAUAUCAGCAGCGCACUAACGAACUCAUCCACGAUAUCUGUACAACAUUGAAUGGAAUGCUAGAAUCGCCUCUGAUGCCAUCGUUAAAUAUGAGGGCCAUGCAUUCGUCUGCUUCGACGCCGUCUCUGCGUGCUCGAGAUGGCAUACUACCGCCCCAGAUGAGGAUGGAUGCGGGAGGUAACGUGCGGGUCGUCGUGAGAGUCCGGGCGUUUUUGCCCAGAGAGAUCGAAAGGGGGGCGGAGUGCUUGAUCAGCAUGGACCCUCAUACCCAAAUGACCACUCUCCAUGUACCAAACGAUAGUGACCCAGCGAACGCCAAAGCAAAGUCACGUAAGGUUAUUGAGGAAAAGUCGUUCAUAUUCGACAAUUCCUUCUGGAGUCAUAACAAGAGGGACAGACAUUACGCUCACCAAGAAGAUGUCUACAACUCUCUGGGCGAGGAGUUCCUCGACCACAAUUUCGAAGGUUACCAUACUUGCAUUUUCGCCUAUGGUCAAACCGGUUCGGGAAAGUCUUACACCAUGAUGGGCACGCCCGACCAACCAGGACUUAUCCCGCGGACCUGCGAGGACUUGUUCCAGCGCAUCGAGGCCGCGCAGGAGGAAACACCUAACAUUUCGUACCACGUGCGCGCCUCUUAUUUCGAAGUCUACAAUGAGCAUGUCCGAGAUCUGCUUGUUCCCGUGAUACCCAACCAGCCUCCCUACUACCUUAAGAUCCGCGAGUCUCCAACUGAGGGUCCUUACGUGAAAGACUUGACCGAGGUACCGGUGCGAAGCCUGAACGAGAUCCUUCGCUACAUGAAGGCUGGAGACGCAAGCCGCACGACGGCAAGUACCAAGAUGAACGACACGAGCAGCCGAAGCCAUGCCGUGUUCACCAUCAUGCUGAAGCAGAUCCACCACGACAUGGAGACCGACGAAACCACCGAGCGCAGCUCGCGAAUCCGACUGGUAGAUCUGGCGGGCAGCGAGCGAGCUAAGUCUACCGAAGCGACAGGCGCGCGCCUGCGCGAAGGAAGCAACAUCAACAAGUCCCUGACGACCCUGGGACGAGUGAUCGCGGCGCUCGCGGACCCGAAGGCACAACGCCCCGGCAAACGACACAGGGACGUCGUGCCGUACCGGGACUCGAUCCUGACGUGGCUGCUGAAGGACUCUCUGGGGGGCAACAGCAAGACGGCGAUGAUCGCGUGCAUCUCGCCGGCGGACUACGAGGAGACGCUGUCGACGCUGCGGUACGCGGACCAGGCGAAGCGGAUCCGGACGCGGGCGGUGGUCAACCAGGACCACAUCAGCACGGCGGAGCGGGACGCGCAGAUCGCGGCCAUGGCGGAGGAGAUCCGGGUGCUGCAGCUGUCGGUGUCGGACUCGCGGCGGCGCGAGCGCGACGCCCGCGAGAGCGAGGAGCGCCUCGAGGAGUACCAGAACCGCGUCGCCGCCAUGCAGCGCAUGAUGGAGGAGCGCAGCCUCGUCGCCGACGGCAAGAUCCGCAGCCUGCAGACCGAGAACGAGGCCCUGCGCCUGCACCUCAAGCUCGCGCUCGACAGCAUCAAGAACCCGAUCCCCGAGGUCGUGGUCCCGGACGACGACAACAGAGAAGAAGAUGGGAAAAAAGAAAAAGAUCGGGCGGGUGAGGAUGGCAAGGAGAAUGGUAGUAAAGGGAAGGGCAGGGAUAGCCCGGUUGAUGAAGCGUAUUACGGCGAGGAGGAUGAUGAUGACGAUGGGGAUGGUGGUGGUGAGUACGAAGAGGAUGUCUACGAGGAAAAGGCAAAUGACGUCCAGGACUACAUGCACGAUCUCCUGGAGGACUUGGCGCUGUUCAGGAGGAAGAUCGGCGAUGAUAAGGGGAGGUUCUUGGACGAGGAGGCGAGACACCCGUUGGGCGUCCAGGUCAACAUUUGAGGUUUGGGAGCGUGAGGUAGUUUGUGCUCUCUACGUGGCUGGCCCAGAGGGAAUAAUAAAGUCUCUGGUCUUACUGGAUGGACGGAUGGAUGGAUGGCAUGGUGUUAUUGGAGUACCUAUUGUUGGAAUGGAAGGAUACCUGAGAACUGGUAAGAGACCUGGAUCAGACCAGACCGAGGGAAGGGUUUUAUUUAAUAGGGGAUUCAAUUAACGCUCAGCUCUAAUACGUGCUGUG
Molecule: messenger RNA, 2388 nt
Organism: Daldinia caldariorum
Lineage: Eukaryota; Fungi; Ascomycota; Sordariomycetes; Xylariales; Hypoxylaceae
Product: kinesin-domain-containing protein
Exons: 2
Coding region: 225-2153 (642 amino acids)
Biological process (GO): microtubule-based movement; mitotic spindle organization
Molecular function (GO): microtubule binding; ATP binding; microtubule motor activity
Source: RefSeq, a predicted model, not a curated record